This is a messenger RNA of Saimiri boliviensis boliviensis (Bolivian squirrel monkey), 1257 nucleotides long. It is a transcript of the gene CD74, whose product is annotated as CD74 molecule. Gene Ontology annotation, biological process: T cell activation involved in immune response; positive regulation of macrophage cytokine production; positive regulation of kinase activity. Gene Ontology annotation, cellular component: cell surface; membrane; cytoplasm. The record is from RefSeq and is a predicted model, not a curated record. NCBI's taxonomy places the organism in Eukaryota, Metazoa, Chordata, Mammalia, Primates, Cebidae. Gene Ontology annotation, molecular function: macrophage migration inhibitory factor binding; cytokine receptor activity; MHC class II protein binding.
UGUUGGGAAGAUCAGAAGCUAGAGUCAUGGACGACCAGCGCGACCUUAUCUCCAACAAUGAGCAACUGCCCAUGCUGGGCCAGCGCCCUGGAGCCCCUGAGAGCAAGUGCAGCCGUGGAGCCGUGUACACAGUCUUCUCCGUCCUGGUGGCUCUGCUCCUGGCUGGCCAGGCCACCACCGCCUACUUCCUGUACCAGCAGCAGGGCCGGCUGGACAAACUGACGGUCACCUCCCAGAACCUGCAGCUGGAGAACAUGCGCAUGAAGCUUCCAAAGCCUGCCAAGCCUUUGAGCCAGAUGCGCAUGGCCACCCCGCUGCUGAUGCAGGCGCUGCCCAUGGCAGGCCUGCCCCAGAAGCCCAUGCAGAAUGCCACCAAGUAUGGCAACAUGACAGAGGACCAUGUGAUGCACCUGCUCCUGAAUGCUGACCCCCUGAAGGUAUACCCGCCGCUGAAGGGGAGCCUCUCGGAGAACCUGAAACACCUUAAGAACACCAUGCAGACCAUGGACUGGAAGGUCUUUGAGAGCUGGCUGCACCAUUGGCUCUUGUUUGAAAUGAGCAAGCCCUCCCUGGAGCAAAAGCCCACUGAGGCUCCACCAAAAGAGUUACUGGAACUGGAGGACCCAUCUUCUGGGCUGGGAGUGACCAAGCAGGAUCUGGGCCCAGUCGCCGUGUGAGAACGGCAGAGGUGGUCUCCAGCAUCCCACCGGCCCUGCACAGCCACAGCUUUCUUGCUCCCUUUGGCCCCCAGCCCCUCCCCCAUCUCCCACCCUGUACUUGUCCCACGAGACCUGGUGCCUGGCUCUCUGUCACCCCUGGACAUGACAAACCAAGAACAUCAGAUAAUGAUGCAGCAGGGCUCUGCUGCCCAAUCUCCAUCUGUCAACAGGGGCGUGAGGUCCCAGGAGGUAGCCAGAAGCUAGACAGAUACCACAGCAGCCUCCGACACGGGACUCCGAGAUCUAGGCCCAUGGAUGAGGUGGGAAGGCACAGCAAGAACGGAUAACUCUACCCCCAGACCCCAGGCUGGACAGGCUUGCUGUUCUCUCCCCUCCGGCCUUUCGCCUCAGCUUUCCUAGCCUAUCUACCUGUAGGCCGAGCCACUCUCUUCCCCUUCCCCCCAUCACUCCCCAAGAAAGAGCCAAGAUUCCCUACCCAUAAUCCUUUCUGCUGACCCCUGGUUCCCUCUGCUCAGUCAAGCUUGUCAUCAGCUCUCAGGGCCAUAGCUCAUGUUAGAAUAAAAAGUAGUAAGUAGAA